Saccostrea echinata is the source of this 1668-nucleotide messenger RNA. RefSeq lists its product as uncharacterized. The record is from RefSeq and is a predicted model, not a curated record. NCBI's taxonomy places the organism in Eukaryota, Metazoa, Mollusca, Bivalvia, Ostreida, Ostreidae. Gene Ontology annotation, biological process: proteasome-mediated ubiquitin-dependent protein catabolic process; protein polyubiquitination. Bases 1 to 1668 code for a protein of 555 amino acids. Gene Ontology annotation, molecular function: zinc ion binding; ubiquitin protein ligase activity. The transcript has a single exon.
AUGGCGUCAGAAAUAGGUAUCAGCCCACGGGUUCAGUUAAAUACGUGUGCAGAUUGUGGAGAACCUGCUGUGUGUACAUGUUCUUUAUGUGACACUAAAAUGCAUAUGUGUAUUAAACAUAUGAAUAUCCACAUGGAUACCGUUCACAUGCUAUCCGAGAACACAAAAUGUUCUCUGCAUUUGAAGAACUCGCUAAAAUGUUUCUGUAGAAGUUGUUGUCUGCCCCUGUGUGAUAAAUGUGUGAUAGACGGAGGCCAUGUUUCCCAUAAAAGAAGUGAACUAGCAACUGUCUUAGAAUUCUUAAAGGAAGCAAUAUCAAAUGAAAACAGAGAAUUGAUCACUCACAUUAAACCGUUCUAUCAAAAUAUUUUAGACACCACAGAAGAAAAAUUAAAGGAAGUACCGCUGAUCUAUGACAAAGCGAAAAAAGCUAUCAAAAAUUUUGGGGACUUUUUGCACAAGGUAAUUGAUAAUGCUGUAGACUCUAUGCAUACAAAACUAGAUGAGAAAGAAAAGAAAGACAUGAGAGAGCUACAGAAUCAAAAGGACUUUUACUCCAAAAAAUUUCAAAAAUUAGAUGACACUCUUCUGCAUAACAAAAUGUUACUUGGCUCCAAAAAUGCAGCAGAAGUAGCAGAUUUUAGUUCAAGCCUUGCCUACUUUCAUUUGAAUCCUAGCCAAGUGAAAUUAGAGUUGCCUUACUACAAACCGAAUACAAACAAUCAAGAAAUUCAAGAAAAAUGUUUGGAACUUUUUGGAAAAAUAUUACACACCUCUGAUAAAAAUUUUGUCCCUAAUUUUAAAUUGAAUAAUGCUAAAGACAUUGAAAUGCAACUGUUGGAGAAGCCAGGUAUUUUGAAAAUCCUUUGGAAAUCCAGAUUUCCACCAGAUUCCCUCGAUCAGAAAUUAUACAGUUUGUCUUGUAUAAACCCAGAAACAGUUCUAAUCGGUGGAAACGACUGUAUGCUUUUCAAAAGAGCUUUAAAUUACAAUGAUUCGCAGCAUCUUCAACCCUUUAAAAUCACUUCCAAAGGUUUUUACUUUGCCUUAUCAUCGACUGGUGCGAUAUUCUUCUCAGAUAAAAAUGACAGAUCUGUGAAAAGAAUAAAAAAGCGUAAAUCUAACAAAAUUUCUACGUUUCUGGAAUUUCACCCCUGGGAACCAAAAGGGAUAACUAUGACUCCCUAUGAUCACGUACUCAUUUGCCUGUAUAGAAAAAAACACUCGAAGGUGGUGCAGUAUGCUCAAACUGGAAAUAUUGUACAGGAAAUCCAAUAUACCAAUGAAAAACUUUUAUAUGAGCAUCCCAUGUUUAUCUGUUGCAACAAAAAUGGUGAUAUUUGCACAGCAGAUUAUAAAAAACGAGCCGUUAUCGUUGUAGAUCAAUUUGGCGUCUUUCGGUUUUCUUACAAUGGCCACACACUACCAGAAAGUGGCAAAACCUUUACUCCCUGCAAUAUGGCUACAGAUGACCUGUGCAACAUCGCAAUUACUGACUUUGAGAACCACAAGAUCCAUCUUUUGGACAAAUAUGGGCAAUUUCUUAGAUUUCUAAACCCAGAUGCGGAAAUCAGACAUCCUAGAGCCAUUGCCAUUGAUAAGAAAGGGAAAAUGUGGCUUGGGGAGGGUAAAACUGGACAUAUUAAAGUCUUGCAAUAUUUGAAAUAA